Molecule: messenger RNA, 7315 nt
Organism: Nymphalis io (European peacock)
Lineage: Eukaryota; Metazoa; Arthropoda; Insecta; Lepidoptera; Nymphalidae
Gene: shg
Product: DE-cadherin
Exons: 24
Coding region: 572-5041 (1489 amino acids)
Biological process (GO): homophilic cell-cell adhesion
Cellular component (GO): plasma membrane; cell-cell junction; catenin complex
Molecular function (GO): cadherin binding; calcium ion binding
Source: RefSeq, a predicted model, not a curated record
UAAGUUGUACUGGUAAGUACGGAGGACGCGCAGAGUCAACUUUGUGGAGUAGUCGGGUAUGAACAUAGAAGCGGAUGGCGCAUGCUCCGGAUGUUAAGGCCCGCCUCGCGCGCGAUCGCAACUUGUUGAUUGUUCGCUCACUUCACGCCAGUCUGCCGCGAACGAUGCGUCGGGCGGUCGUGUUUUGCGUCUCGCCCGUUAUCGCCCUGAACUUCGGAAUUGUUUUACGAAAAUAUGUAAAGUUUCUAAACAUAAACUUGUGCAGAACUGCCGUGACUAACGCACUACGUAGUGCUUAAUUACUUAAGAUUGAACUAAAUUAGUAGUUUUAAGUUUUUGAAACUUAAUAGGCUUACUCGUUUUACCUGCAUGCUUCGUCCCACGAGUCGUGCGAAGCGGUUACCUUUAUCGGAUAAACGAACAUUUUUCAAAUGGAUGUGCGUUUGUAUUCUGUGAUAGUGUGCGUGAUUAGUGUGAAUACAAGACAACUUCGUGUGUGCCUGUUUGCUCCUUGUGACAAGUUUUUACAGCAGUGACGUGCUCAAAAUAGUAAUAAUAUUGAAUUGAGAAAAUGGUACGCGGGGUAAAGAGGGGCUUCCUUGCCGCGCUGUUGAUCGGCUCGCUUGCGGUGGCGUCGACGCAGUAUACGAAAGUCCGCGAUCACCCGACACAUCAUGUUACGAGGUUACGGCAUUCCAGACACCUGGAUGGGUAUCUUCCAUUACAUUCAUCCUUCACGCCGGCGACAUCACCCAAGCUAGCUGUGAAGGACAACCACAAACCUCUAUUCACGGAGUGCCUUAAUUAUAGGCCAUCGUUGAAAGAAGAACAGCCUGUAGGAACCUAUGUCUUUACGGUACAUGCAGAAGAUCGGGAUCCACCCGAAAUGGGUGGAACAGUCACAUACAAGUUCGUCUCGACUCCUGGCGAGAAAGAAAGAUUUCAUGUCGAUCCUGAAACUGGAAGAAUAACUACAGCUGAUAUUUUUGACCACGAUGAACCAUCUCGUGAAAAAGAAGCUUAUAUAACGGUACGAGCUAGUGACAAUGGACAACCUCAGCUAGAUGACGCGUGUACUAUCAAAAUUCUUAUAGAAGACAUCAAUGACAAUCAGCCAGUCUUCGACAAAGUUUCAUAUUCGGAGUCGGUACCACAAGAUUUGCCAAACGGCCGCGAGGUGAUGCGGAUAUCGGCUACUGACAUAGAUGAUGGGAACAACUCCAUCGUACAUUAUAGUCUAGAUUCCAAUUCGCCUGAUCAGACCUACUUCUACAUCGAUCCAGACAAUGGGGUCAUAUUCUUAAAUAAAACAAUUGAUAAAGUCCCCGGUUACAAAUUUAAGUUGAGCGCGAUAGUAAAAGACAUGGGUGAUCCACCGCAACAAAGUUCGAUUACUUUAGACAUCCAAGUCGUUGAGUCUAACAAGAAAAGCCCGUCUUUUAUAGAAGUGCCUGAUGAGCCGAUAAGAUUAAAAGAAAAUUACGCGGACUUCAACACACCAAUAGCUACCGUGAGGGCGAUAUCUAAUAUACCCGAAGAAAAGAAAUUACAGUUUGAAUUGGUGAUGGGACAAACAGAACAAACGAACAAAUGGCACACAUUCGUCUUAGAACCAGAAGCUGAUUCGGCUUAUAUAAAACUCGGAAAUCAUUUGGAUUUUGAAAAAAUAACUGACUAUACUUUAACUGUUAGAAUACAGAAUAACUACAAAUUAGCAGCAGAAACGAUAAUCCAAAUUGAAGUGGAAGACGUGAAUGAUAAUAUACCAAUAUUCAGUGAAAUUAGAUCUGGUAGUGUAUUAGAAAACGAACCACCAGGAACUCCUGUCAUGCAAGUCAGAGCUUUCGACGCUGAUGGUACAUCAGCUAACAACCAAGUUACUUAUGAACUAGGAGAUCCUUCUGACCCUUUUGCUAUAGACAGCAUAACGGGAAACAUUACCACACUUAAAAUGUUCGAUAGAGAAGAAAGGAGUUUUUACAAUAUUAAGAUUAUAGCUACGGACAAUUCUGAGUCAGCCCUUAUUCCUGGAAAACACAACGCUGGACAACAAGUUUUUCUAAUAGAAAUCGCAGAUAAAAACGAUAACCCGCCACACUUCACUCAAGACACUUAUGUCGCCGAGUCGAUAGCUGAGAAUGCGAAUAUUAACGAGAUCGUCACACAAGUUACUGCUUUGGAUAUUGAUACAGCAUCUGUGGUAACAUACAGCAUUGUUGCUGGCAACACAUACGACGCAUUUGUCAUUCGUAACUUUACCGGUGAAAUUCGAGUUAACAAUGAACUUGAUUACGAAAACAUCACCAACUACAGUCUCGACGUGAGAGCAUUUGAUGGCCUUUAUGAAGAUUACGCAAAAGUUUUGAUCAAGAUUGAAAACUUGAACGAUAACCCGCCUGUCUUCUUGGCUAACUAUACCAAGACAAUCGAAGAAGAAAAGUUGUACGAAGGAUGCAUUGUCAAGGUGGAAGCGUAUGAUCCAGAUCUUGAUAGGAAUGAGCCUCAAAAUAUAAUUUAUUCGUUAGUCAAGCACGAACAGAAAGAAUUUCUCCGAAUCGACAAUGACGGUUGUCUCCGUCUUACCAAACCUUUAGACAGAGACCAGCCAUCCGGUUUCACGAGGUGGCAGAUUCUUAUCAUGGCUGCUGAUCACGGUGGAAGAUUAGGAUCGGAUAGCUUGAGGUCCACCACUGAAGUCAUUUUGGAAUUAACGGAUAUCAACGAUAACGCGCCAUUUUUAACUAAUACUCAACCAGUAAUAUGGUACGAGAACGACCCUCCAGGGCAGGUUGUGAUUCUCACGGCAAAAGACUACGACUCGACUGAAAAUGGCCCUCCUUUCACCUUCGCGCUCAACGAAUCCGUUAGCUUCGAUAUUCGAUCCAAAUUCCACAUACAAGGCAACAUACUAUCAACAAUCGUCUCCUUUGAUCGAGAGCAACGCAAAGAGUAUAAGAUACCAGUCGCAAUAACCGACUCUGGUACUCCAAGAUUGACUGGAGUUUCGAUUCUCCACGUCGUCAUCGGCGAUAGGAAUGACAAUCCGAUGGGUCCUGGUCACAGCGAUAUUUUUGUAUACAAUUAUAAGGGCGAAGCACCAGAUACAGAAAUAGGACGAGUCUUCGUUAAUGAUCCUGAUGAUUGGGACCUACCAGACAAGCGAUUUAUGUGGUUGCCUUCUUACGAACAGAGAAGCCCCUACUUCGAUGUCCAUAGUAACACUGGCAUGAUAACCAUGAAAGAGGGAACGCCCAAUGGAACUUAUUUGCUACGAUUCAAUGUGACAGAAGAAAACGAACCGCUUGUACCCUUCCACUGGGUGGAGGCGACAGUGAACGUGACAAUAAAGGAGAUACCCGAGGAAGCGGUCGACAAAUCCGGAUCGAUUCGCUUCGUGAACGUCACCGCGGAAGAGUUUAUUAUUCCUGAAGCAGAUGGCACGAGUAAAAAAGACAAACUGCAUCGUCGUCUCUCAGAACUAUAUAACAAGUCGAUGGACAAUGUGGAUGUUUUCACAGUAUUCAGCAAGUUGACUGUCAAAGACGCGUUCUUGGACGUCCGGUUCUCAGCUCACGGAUCGCCGUACUUUGAAGCUGAGAAGCUGGAUAGUAUGGUUAUCGGGAUUCAAGAAAAGCUGGAAGAGGAACUCCAAGCGAAAAUCUACAUGGUGAAGAUAGACGAGUGUCUAAUAGAAAAAGAACAGUGUGAAGAUUCGUGUCGUAAUAUCCUGAUGAAGAACAACGUUCCGCUCUCGGUGUACACAAACACGACCAGUUUCGUCGGUGUCUCCGCUAGAGUGGAGUCCGAGUGCACUUGUGACGUUGAAGAACCGCUCGUGUGCUUGAAUGGAGGUACCCCGUUCGCUGAUAAAUGUGAAUGCCCAGAGGGAUGGAAUGGACCUCACUGUGAACAGACUAGCAUAGCUUUCCAUGGCGACGGCUGGGCGAUGUACCCAGCUCCGCCAGCUUGUCACGAGGGACACGUCACGCUCACCGUCACUUCGCACACGAGUAACAGUCUCAUCUUUUAUUUGGGACCGUUAAAAUUCAACCCACUUUUGGACGUUCAAGACUUUAUGUCCUUGGAGUUGGUAGAUGGUUUUCCAGUUUUGCUGGUAAAUUAUGGAUCAGGAACGACACGUCUCAACAACAGCGUUGUGCACGUUGCUGACGGCAAGCCCCAUCUAAUCGAGAUCGUCCUCAUGAGAAGUUCCAUAGAAAUGUUUGUAGACAGAUGCAAGUUAUCAACAUGUAUGAGUCUUGCAGCACCGACGGGACCGAGGGAAAUACUCAACGUUAAUGGCCCGCUCCAGGUUGGCGGUGCUAGCGUGGAUUUGCAAGAUCUAGCAAGAGCGUUCGGAUGGCGGCACGUACCUACAAACCAGCACUUUUUGGGUUGCAUCAGCAAUUUCACAUAUAACGAUUUUAUGUACAAUUUGGGCAGGCCGUCCGUAGAACGUAAUGCCGAUCCCGGCUGUCAGAAGAGCGUAUUUACAGCCGUUACUUUUGGCAUCGACACUAACUUCCUCGUUGCCAUUUUAGUGUGCAUCGCCAUCUUGAUUAUUCUCCUCUUAGCUGUAGUCGUCCAUCGCAAGCGAGCUGACGCGUGGGCAGAGAAAGAACUAGACGACAUUAGAGAGAACAUCAUCGCGUAUGAGGACGAGGGCGGCGGCGAAGGAGACGCGGGCUACGAUCUGCACGUGCUGCGCCAGAUGUACGACGGGCCGCCGCCCGACACGGACGCCACCUUCAUGCACGCCCCAGUGGUUGGAGCUGCACCAGACAUUUCCGGUUUCCUGGACGACAAGAAGUCGGUCCUGGACCGGGAUCCAGAUAUCAAUCCGUACGACGACGUGCGACAUUACGCGUACGAGGGAGACGGCAAUACAAGUGGAUCUCUUUCAUCGCUAGCUAGCUGUACCGACGAUGAAGAUCUCAAGUUCAACUACCUGUCGACGUUCGGGCCGCGGUUCCGCAAGCUGGCGGACAUGUACGGCGACUCGGACGACGAGCGCGCGCCGCACGAGGAGUCGUGGUGCUAGCGCCACGCCUGGCUCGUGUAGCCACCCGACUAUCGACCUUGCGCCGCCGGCAUUAGGGCGGAACUGCCGCGACAGCUUGGCGAGACCAAGUAAGACCAAGCUAUGAUGCCUUAUUUCUAUUUCGUGUAUCGAGUGAAUGUUGCAUCGCGAACCCACCGGACUUUUAAAACUUCGAGCCUGUGAUAAUUACGCGAUGGUUUGUCGGACUUAAUUUUUAUUGUGGCGGUUUGUGGCCUUGUGUCAAAUUGCCAAAUCGUUUGGAAAUACAUAAAUUGCCUAUUAUAUAUUAUUAUGUCAACGGUAUUAUUAUAACUUUUUUGUUUUUGUUUUUUUUUUUUUAAUAGUAAUUGGAACGUUUUGGUUUCGUUAUACUUGGAUUUGGAAGUUUGAGGGUAGUACGCAGGCUUUAAUACAAAUAUUCUCUUCAAUUUAGUAAACGUUAUUGAGAGAACGCGAUUAAAUAUUGCGAUACUGUUCUAAAGAAUGCCUGUUUAUCCAGAAGUGUAAUUUUUAAUUACAUGUAAUUAAUUACAUAUUGGGAAGAAUUAAAAGGUUAAUGUUGUAAGAAAUGACUGAUUUGUAACAUUGUUUGGGCAUCGUUGUAGAUACGCCUAAAUUAUUUCUUGUAUGUAAUUUUAUAUAUAUUAAUCGUAAGAUCGAACUAUGUAUGAUUUUGUAACUUAAGGCUAGUUCACACUAUAUGUACCUAAUAUAGUUGUUUUUUUUUAAUCAUUAUUUUUGUAUGAUUGUAAAUUAUUGUGACAAAACGCAAGGUUCUAAUUUCAUUAGUAUUAUUAUUGGCAGCAUUUAUGAGAGUUAAAACUAAAGUUUUUUAUAAUGUAUUUUUAAAGUUAAGUGCCAUCAUUUUCAUUAUGUAAUUUUAAGUUUGCAUAUCCAAAAGAUCCUCUUUGAAUUCUAGUCACUUUGGCUUGAAUCUUUAAGAAAAAAACGUCCAAGAAAUAAAGAAAAAAAAAACAUUAUAGUCGCUAAAGUGAAUAGAUGUCUUCAUAAUCCCCCGCGCCCCUAAAAUUGUAAUUUCAGAUCGAUUCGUGUUAUCACUAUUACAUUGUUAAGUAAUAUUAAGUUUUUUUACAAUUAUUUUUUUAUUGACAAUUUUUUAUAUUUACUUAUGCAAACAAAAAUUGUUAUUUAUAUAUAAAGCUCAUUUUGUAAAGCGUCCAUUUCUAAAAAAAUGUAGUUUAAAAUAAAGAACGAAAUUAAAAAAAAAACCACUCGUUUUAUAGUUAAAUUAGUUCUUUAAUAAAUAUUCAAAAUACAUAAUUAUAUAUUAAUAUUAUUAAUUUUACCAUUUACAGGAAAGAAACUAUCUAUCUAAGGCAGAAAUCAGUUAUUUUGCAUAGCUAUUUUUUCAUAUUCGAAUUUAAAAAAAAAAAAAUUGAUUUCGUCACGUGUUCCGUAUAAACUAGGCCUAAAUGUAAAUAUGUAAAUUAUAUCGAUUACAUAAUUUACAAUUAAACUUAUGUCGUACGUUUAAGUAACUUUUAUAUGCUAAAGUAAUACAAGGUGUCUUAUAAUUAUGCAUAUCAACGAAUUGUAAGGAAUACUUCAUCUUAUUUCAUCUGUCUAAACAAAACUACUGAUACACUAUAUAUUAGUACAUAAUAUAAUCGUUAUGUAAUAUAUCAAUAAUGAAAAACGCAUUUCGCCUUUAAGUAAUUUUAUGACAUGAUCACAGAUUAAAAAGUACACCGGAAGUCUGUGAUUGAUUUCAUGUUUGAUGUUGAGUCAUCGUUUGAUAGUAUGAAGGAGUUAAGUAACAAGUAACUUCUGUCGCUUUGUAUACCGCGUACACAUUCGAAUACGUUUCGGUGACGUAAUUAUUCCGUUACAUAAUUAUAUGUAUCAAACGGAAUAAACUCAUACGUUCCUUACAAAUUAGUUCUUUUGUUUCUCAUUAUCGCUUUGAAAACAAUUUCUCAUUUUGAUUUCGUUCUCUGUAAAACCUAGCCUCCUUUAAUAUAAAAUUGUAACUCAAUUUAAGAACGUAAGGAAUCAAUUACAGGCCUUCGGCUAGCGUUACAUUCUUGUAAAAAAAAGACAAAUUGAUUAAUUUUAUGCAAAAAAAAAUUUAAACCAAUGACGUUUUAUCUCUAAAGAUCUUUUAAUUAAAUUAUUCUUUAAUUCAUUGAUUAAUUAGUCGAUACUACAAUCGUGUCUUCAAUGUGUAUCCUUAAUGUGAUAAAUUUUAAAGAUGGCAACAUUCAUGACUUAUAAAAAUGUGCUUGUAAUUUGUAAAUUAAAAAUCACAUAUAU